Messenger RNA from Saxophila tyrrhenica, 852 nucleotides. RefSeq lists its product as uncharacterized. The transcript is spliced from 2 exons. Lineage: Eukaryota; Fungi; Ascomycota; Dothideomycetes; Mycosphaerellales; Extremaceae. The coding region runs from base 1 to 852 and encodes 283 amino acids. The record is from RefSeq and is a predicted model, not a curated record.
AUGACUCCACGUGGCGCCAGCAAGGUUGAUGUUCUGAACUUCACCUCCAAAUCUGAGGCCGCGAGAGCGCAUACCCUGGAAGACGCCGACACCGUGAGCACGACGUCUACCAUGGACGAUCCCAAGACCGCACACAAGCCGUUCCGCUUCCUUGACUUGCCCCGCGAGCUUCGCGAAGUGGUUCUCGCAGAAGCAAAGUGCGACGUCAAAUUCAGGCCUCUGCAUUGUUUGAAAGUCAAAGCAUUCGUUGUCGACCCCAAUCUGCGUCUUGUCAGCCGUCAAGUGAAGGACGAAGUUGAUAGCAUCAUCUCCAAAACCUCUCCCACGGUGGUGGUGCUCAACGUCGAGUCCAUUUCGGGCUACCAUUUCGCAACGGGGUUUCUCGGCGCUAUCAAAGGCCGUAUUCAACGAGUCAACCUCAACCACUACCCGCCGAACGAGACCGUCCCGAGCGUUAUUAUCUUUGCACCGUACAUCGCAGUGGUUUUUGGUGGCGCUCUCCAGCUCAGUCGACUGCUGUGCAAGGAAGGGGCCAUCAACAACAAGCAGAUCCAUCUGCACGUGCAUAUUCCUCUGGGUCGAGACAAGUUCGGUAAAGCCGACCUCGCCGGACUAGAAGAGCAGCUGCAAGAAGAGGCACUAUGGUGCGCCUCUGGUUGGGAUACCUUUGCGACGAUGGAGGUGCAUAGGUAUGGUCGGAAGGGCAGUCAUCUCUGGGCGACUUGGGAUCACACGUGCGGGAAGCUUGUGAUGGCGAAAGGAGAAGAAGCCGUGGACGCAUCUGCUGAGGUUGGGGAGGCUGGUCAAGUUGUAGCGGCCCAGAAGCUCAGGGACGACGACAUGGCGGCGUGA